Molecule: messenger RNA, 1133 nt
Organism: Rhododendron vialii
Lineage: Eukaryota; Viridiplantae; Streptophyta; Magnoliopsida; Ericales; Ericaceae
Product: trihelix transcription factor ENAP1
Exons: 2
Coding region: 1-1029 (342 amino acids)
Cellular component (GO): nucleus
Molecular function (GO): transcription cis-regulatory region binding
Source: RefSeq, a predicted model, not a curated record
AUGGAUAAAGAACCAAACCAAGAAAACCCAUCUCUCCUCUCCAACCCCAAGCAAGACUCCCCAACAAAGUCACCAACCAAAGGUGGCUGCACCAACACCACCACCGCCUCCGCCACGGCGGGCGAUCGGCUGAAAAGAGAUGAGUGGAGCGAAGGCGCAGUUUCAUGCCUCCUAGAAGCCUACGAGGCCAAAUGGGUGCUCAGAAACAGAGCGAAACUCAAGGGGCAAGACUGGGAAGACGUGGCGAAGUACGUGUCCGCGCGCGGGAACUGCAACAACAAGUCUCCGAAGACCCAGACGCAGUGCAAGAACAAGAUCGAAUCCAUGAAGAAGCGGUACCGGUCGGAGUCCUCCGCCGCUGACGGCUCGUCGUGGCCGCUUUACCCGCGGCUUGAUCUCUUGCUGCGGGGAAGCGCUCCUCUGGGGGCACCACCACAGCCGCCGCUGUUGUCUCCGCAGACGGCAACGGCGGCUGCACCAAUUUACAGUCCUUUAGUAGUAGUGGAACCGUUUCUGCCGCCGCCGCCACCACCACCGCCCGCGCCACCGCUACCGGUACUGGCGCAGCCUCCUACCCUGCCGAUUGGAAUUGCACAGAAUUCGCGUGGGUCGAACGGGGCUGAUCGGGGGCCAAAGGAAGAUGGAGUGAGCGCAAAAUUAUCCGAUCACGAAUCGGACAAGAAUCCUCCCGCUGACACGGACAGUAGCACGCCGGCUCUUUACAGCGACAAAGAGAAGAUGAAGUCGAAAAACUCGAAAAGCCGAACGGACAAAAAGAAGAGGAGGAGGGGGGGCGGGGAGGUGGCCGAGAGCAUUAGGUUGUUAGCAGAAGUGGUGGUGAGGUCGGAGCAGGCAAGGAUGGAGACGAUGCGGGAGUUGGAGAAGAUGAGGGCCGAAGCCGAGGCGAAGAGAGGGGAAAUGGAUCUCAGGAGAACUGAGAUUGUGGCCAAUACCCAGCUGGAGAUUGCUAGGAUGUUUGCUGGGGUUGGGAAAGGGAUUGAUUCUUCUUUGAGAAUUGGAAGAAGUUGAUCGAUCUUGAGGAUUGAUUAAUAAUAGGAAGGAUGGGAUAAUCCUUAUUACCAUAAUAUAUGUAUACACUAUUGGAAAUAAAAUAUAUGAACUAUUGGAAGUAA